Messenger RNA from Trichoplusia ni (cabbage looper), 3987 nucleotides. Its product is annotated as gastrula zinc finger protein XlCGF57.1-like. Gene Ontology annotation, biological process: regulation of immune system process; negative regulation of transcription by RNA polymerase II; regulation of cytokine production. Gene Ontology annotation, cellular component: nucleus. The coding region runs from base 320 to 2698 and encodes 792 amino acids. The transcript is spliced from 5 exons. Gene Ontology annotation, molecular function: DNA-binding transcription factor activity, RNA polymerase II-specific; zinc ion binding; RNA polymerase II transcription regulatory region sequence-specific DNA binding. Lineage: Eukaryota; Metazoa; Arthropoda; Insecta; Lepidoptera; Noctuidae. The record is from RefSeq and is a predicted model, not a curated record.
AAACCUGUGUUGAAUUUGUCAUUGGAAACCAAAUAUCGUCAAGUUUGUUGUCUUCUUUUUUCUUUAACAUAUAAAAUCAUAGUUGCUUAAGAAGCAAUUUCCUUUAGUAAAUAAAUCAUUCUACCUGAAAAUUUUACAAAAAGGAAACAAAACGAAACAGAACUAAAAGAAAAGUCAAACUCAAAAUUAAAAACAGUGAAAUCAAAAUGGCCGCUGUAAUUGAUUAUUGUUAGCGGUUCGACGCCAUGUAUAUUUCGAUUUCACUUUGAAUGCUUAAAAACUUUAUUUUUUGUCGUGGUUAUGAUAGUAUAGUGCAAUAAUGAUGGAGUUUGACGAGAUAGUGGUGAAAGAAACGCCCGGCCUUUGCCGGUGUUGUCUCUCCGAAGGUUGUUACAAAGACUUGGGGUCUGAAUAUUCAUGGAUGAAUGAGACGGAAGUCUACGCUGAUAUGUUGCUAGAAUGCUUUGAUAUAAGUAUAACGCAACACAACGAAGGUCCGAACGGUCCAAACCGUUUAAUAUGUGAAGUUUGCAUCACUCGGCUACGCGAUGCCUGCAACUUUAAGAAGCAAGUCUUGGACUCGGAGAAGAAAUUCAUUGACAUGAUGGGACGGGGAGAGUUCAGGCCGAAGAUGCUAAUCUAUCAGACACAGAUGAAGGCUGAGGAUGCAGUCGAGGCGGUUGCCGAUGAUGCUGAAGUGGAAUAUCUCGAAGACGAUAUCGAUUUCGGCGAAGAAGACCUAAUCAAAGAUGAGACGGAGCCGUCAGUCUCCGACAUAACUGUCUCCACUCUACCGGUAAAGGGUAAACGCGGGCGGCCCCGCAAGAACGCGCUAGUCAAGCCAGAGAAGCGAUUGAAGACCAAAGUCGAUGAUAAGAAGAAAGUCGUGGCUAAAGGUUUGGAAAGUGAGCCGACAAAGAACAGUGCUAAUUAUCUAAGGAGGCGGAAUCUGCAAAUAUUAUUCAACAAUACCACUUUAAUACCCUUUAAGUGGCGCGGGAAAUACAUGUGCUUUUUCUGCGGUGACGAUUUUGACACUUACGAAGUAUUGAAAAAGCAUACCAAGAGCCAUGGCCUCUGUAGUCACAAAGAUAGGGCUUUAAAACUCGUUAAGGCAUCAGACAGUGAAAUUAAAAUCGACGUCUCAGAUGUAACUUGCGAGAUUUGCUCAAAAACUUUCUCCGAUCUAGAUAAAAUUGUCGAUCAUUUGAUCUUAGAACAUAGUCUUCCGUAUAACAGAAACGUAGAGCUAAUGAUGUCUGCAUAUAGGCUAAUUGAUCUCCAAUGCCUGCUCUGCGAUACGAAAUUUAAUUAUUUACGUAAAUUAAUCUCUCAUAUGAAUAAUUUUCAUCCGAAUAACUGCUUUAUGUGUCAAGAUUGUGAUCAGAAAUUUAACAAAAAGAGAGACUUAGAUUCACACGUUCGUUUCCAUCAUAGAAAAGAGUAUGCUUGUAUGAAAUGCCAACAAACAUUCCCGUCAAAUUCUGCGUUACACACCCAUAGAACAAACGCCCAUUCAUCCACUUGUAAUAUCUGCUUCAAAACAUUUUCGUCUGAUAGCAAAAGACUGGUUCACAUGAAAAGGGAUCACGACGAUCAAACCGAAUGCGGGUUCUGUCAAAGAGUUUUAACAACCAAACAAGCGUUCUUAAGACAUGCAGCCAUAUGCACGGAGAAUACUAAAAAGGACGUAAUAGUUAUAGAUGACGAAGAAAAAAAGCAAUCCGUUAAAGAAUUAAGGAGCAGUAUAGCGUGUAUCUUUAAUAUGUCUACAGCAUUACCUUUCAAAUUCUUCAUGAACCGCUUCAGAUGUUUUUAUUGCCCAAAAGAUUUUACGACCAGCGAUGAUUUGAAACAGCAUACUCUAUCAGAGCACCCCUUAUGUGAUAUCUCAUUUAAAUCCAUGAAGUUGAGAAAUAGAUACGAUGGUGUCCAAAUCAAAAUUGAUAUCUCGAAUCUUUCUUGCAAGCUGUGUCUUGAGGAAUUAACAGAUUUAGAUGAUCUAAUUCGCCAUCUAACCUCAGAGCACAAAGUUAACUGCGACAAAUCUCUUGAGAGUAAUAUCCAAUGUUUCAAAUUAAUUAAAGACAAUUUCCCUUGUCCCAUAUGUGGUGAGAUAUUUCGAUAUUUCGGACUUCUUCUAAAUCAUAUCAGCCGAGCUCAUACGGAUAAUAAAUACAUAUGCAUGUAUUGUGGAAAAUCUUUCCGUACUGACCCGAACUUGAGGGCUCACGUCUCCCGAAGGCAUACGAACUUAGGUAACUAUAAAUGUUCGGACUGUGAUCUCGUAUUCCCGACGAAUAAUGCUUUGAAAAUCCAUUUGGGAGCUGUCCACGGGAGCAAAAUCAUCCAAUGUAGUGAGUGCUUAGAUAAAUUCACCUCACAAUAUUGGAUGCAAAGGCACAUGAUUACCAUUCAUGGUACCGGCCACAAGUGCUCUUAUUGCGGCAAACUUUUCAUUAAAAACUCUUUUAUGGUGAACCAUGUUAGAAGAUGUCAUUUGAAAGAGAAAAAUGUUGAGUGUUCGGUCUGUUUCGAGAGAUUUUUCGAUGGGCAAAGAUUGAAAAUGCACAUGGUUAAACAUAUAGGUGAAAGGAAUUUCCAUUGUGAUGUUUGCGGUAAGAAGUUCCUGUGGAAACGGAAUCUUAGAGGGCAUAUGUCUUCUCAUAUAAGGAAUUCUAAUGCUCAAGUUACAUAGUAUUUUGUGGUAUUUCUAUUUUGAUAAGAUUAGUGCCAUGACAUGUUUGGUAGUUCCGUCCGAUGUCUGAAUGCGGUUUCAGAUUUUUCCAAAUUGAAAUAAUGGGGUCGUAGCCUUUUUUUCAAUGUCCGUCAUUUGUUUCGGCUGGGUCAUUAAAAGGGGAAAGUCAUUCCCGUAAAAUCUAAGGUUUUCUAUUAAUGAUCUCGUCUCGUCAAGGUCUCGUCAAUAAGUCAAAUAAAGCAGUCUAAGCAAGACGCUUAAGACAGAGGCUACGUCAAUUACUAAAUAAACAAAAAAUAGAAUCUAUGAUCUAUGAUAAUAAAUCUAUGAAUUUCUACGGUGAAAGACGACAAAGUCCUAUAGCUAAGGAAUAGUGAAAUAAUGACUGAAAAAGAAACUACCUAGCAAAUGUUAAAAAGUAUUAGUUUCAAUAAAAAAGGCAAUAAACCUCCUUUUGUAAAUAAUUAUUUUAAGCGUGUAUUAAAUAAGUUCCAAGUAUGGUGUGAAGUAUUAAGAAAUUGAUCUCAAUUGUAGUUUUUUUUACAUUAUUUAAUGAGGUUUCAAUACUUUGGUGAUAUAAAAAAUUGUUCAUGAACCCCAAUAAAGUUAAAUCAGUGUUAUUUCCUAUUUUUACUCGUCAUUUAUUGUAAAAUGAUAAAUCAAUAUUGAUAAAACUUUUACUUAAAAGCCAUAAUUAUUAAUGAUCUUUUGUGUAAGUAAGAUAUGUAUAUUGUUAUAGUUUAUAUUUUAGUGUAAUCGUUGUACAUAUUAAUAUAUUAAUAAUUUAAUAUUCGGAGAUUUUAUUUUUCAAAAUACCCUACCACAUACACCAUAUUCGUUGCUCUUUAAAUAUUUUAAUCAUCUAUCCGAAUAUAACACAGUAUUUUAGCUUUAAACUAGCAAUUUUCAACUGAAAAAAUCGAAUGCAGAUUUCCUCUUGCCCGAAAUAAAUACAACAAUAGUAUAUAUAAGUAUUUACUUAUUAAAAGCAUAGUUACUUAUAAGGCUAAAAACUGCGAUAAAUUUAUAAGAAGUCCUACCAUAACUUCCAAUAACAAAAUUGCUAAAAAGAUGCGUUUUUAAAUAUACCAGUAAAAAAUGAACUACCUUAUUGGAUUAAGUAUGACACCUGGAAAUAAUUAUGAAGAAUAAUCUAGACUAGAACUCAUUUUAAUUUACAUUCGAGUGGGAACCACAAGUCUUGAUAAAGAUUCUCCACAAACUAACAAAUCUUCCAAACGCAAUAGAAGACGAAAAAUAACAGCAAACUAUAGAGAAGAACAAUUUCU